AUGCCCGGUUGCCUCCCCAGAGAGUGUUUGGAGUGCUUUGCGACGUCCUACUAUGGACGUAGACAAGGCUCUGAUCGCAUCCAGAGGAGUGGAACGAAGCUAUACUCUCAGUGUCUCCGAAAACUGAAUAGCUGUCUUCGAGCGCCCGGCUCAUCAAUGGCUAGUGAGACUGUCAUGUCCAUCAUUAUUCUGACAAUUUGCGAAUAUCUUGUGGCAACAAGUCCUACGGCCUGGAUAGAGCACAUGCACGGGUUGGCGGCUUAUUUCCGCUUCAAAGGUCUUGAAAUCUUUCGUCAACCACUGAUACUCGAGCUGUUUGAGUCGACACGUUUUCAAAUGAUCACGGCUGCUGUAGCAAGUCGACAAGCUACAUUCCUCGCUUCAGACUCAUGGGAAACGGAACCGUGGCGAAUUGCUGGAGUUGCGAAAAAUGCGGUGCAAUUCUUGAUUGAUCUCGCCGCAAAGAUUCCAGCUCUGUACGUCGAUUUUAUCCAAUACUUGAAAACAGCAGAUCCAAUCAUGAAAGAACAAAUGUCAGUCGCUUUGGAGGUAAACAUGGCGAUCCUCUUUGAAAAAUUCCAGCAAUGGCAUCAUGAGUGGGAAAAGGAAAACGAUCCAGUAAUUCAAAGGGUGGCUCUAUCGUCAGAGGAACAACAAUACUAUGGGGUCUCUUCUAAGCUUGCCUUUGUCAGCAUCGACCACAUGUUUACGGAGGUUCACUACCUCCAGUCUCUAAUUAUUCUGCUGGAACUGUGGAAAACCUUUCGUGGGGCAGCUGUUAAGCUCACUCCGGAUGCCCAAGAUGAUCAGAGUUGUGCUUCAGAAGAGAUAGAAACCGCUAGGUCUGCUCCUCUCCCCUCAACCACAUCCUUACACAUGGAAAGUCACACAGCCGCCCAGGAGAUUUGCCGUAUAAUAAUCAACUGUCUUCAACCCUCAGGAAGGCUAGCCUAUGUGGUUCAGUUCAUCCUGGCCAUGCGGAUGGCGCUUAUUGUCUUACGCCAGGAAGAGGGAAACUUACAGGUAACUUGGCUGGAAGAUUGUCUGCAACGAAGCUCAGAAAUAACGCACGGCUGGGACAUCGGGAAGAUUGCCAUGCAAUCCUAUCAAUUGGCAUGA
Exophiala spinifera is the source of this 1119-nucleotide messenger RNA. RefSeq lists its product as uncharacterized. Bases 1 to 1119 code for a protein of 372 amino acids. Lineage: Eukaryota; Fungi; Ascomycota; Eurotiomycetes; Chaetothyriales; Herpotrichiellaceae. The record is from RefSeq and is a predicted model, not a curated record. The transcript is spliced from 2 exons.